CGAGAGCUCCGCACGCGCUGCAGACGGGCCCAGUGAAGCACGCGGCGCUGUGGCGGCGGCUGUCUGGGGCUGAGGCACGUGAGUCUCCCGCCAUAUUAUUUCUCAAUUGUCCUGGAGACGCCGGCCAUGCCCUCCCACCCCCACACUGCCACUCCACCUACGAGGCACGGUACACGGGCAGGAUGGGGGCGACAAACAUUCAGGACGCAAAAGUCCUCAUCUCGUCCACCAAGGUGACGGACCGCAACGCCGGCCUCAAGGACCUCAUCCACAUCCUGAAGCACAACCGCGGCAAGCCCGCCCUCGAGAUCCUCGGAAACAAGGCAUCCCUAGCGCUAUGCGAGACCCUCUUCCAAUGCAUGCGCGACGAGCGCUUGUCCUUCCUCCGCAGCAAGUCCAAGACGACCAAGACCGCCGUCCUCCUCCCGCUCUCAGCCAACGCCCUCCGCCAUGUCAUAAACUCCGGCGUGCGCACCAUCAAGAGCACCACGGUGGAGAUGAUUGUAGACAGCAUAAUUGAAGUACUCCCCGGACGAGACGGCAACUUGCUAAAGCCGCUUGUCGAAGAUCUGCCGAAAGCACUGCGUGCACUGCUGGAAUACCAACCCCAUGUAGAGCGCCUCCCCAAGGAGUGCUGGGACGCCACCGUGGAUUUUUGUGUCGAUUCGCUCUCUACUUUCUUUGCAGAGCCCGAACCCGAACCGCCAAACAGCUGGAGUACGGGUAUAUCCAGCAGGGCUCGGACGCCGUUUGAGUCUACGGACGGCGCGCCGAGAGCCAGUCCUCGCGAUUCGUCAUCUCGGACCAAGCAACUCCCCGAAGAGCUUGUUCGUGCUGCUGAGGACUUCGUCCAUUGCCUACACCUCCUGGUCAAAGCCUCCAACGCCCCGGUGUCGGACAAGGCCGAGCCUAUUCUUACGACAUUGCUCCAUUUCCUGCAGAGGAAGACGGGUCGUAGCAAUGCCGCCGCACUCGCUGCAAUCAACUGCGUCUUGCCGCGCACUACAUUACACGCAAUUCAACUCACGAAAAACGUCGCUCAGGAGCUGCUGCCAUUGAUGAAGACCAUGUGGUCAGAUCCCCCGCUAAGAGAUGAAUUAAUGGUUACUUUAAUGUAUACCGAAGCUCACAUCUCCAGCACCCUUACCAGCAGUCGUGAUGACACAAUUACCUUUGAUCUCGAAGCGCUUAUUGAGACUAUGUACGGGGACUACCGGCGCAGGCAGGAAACAACCGCUCAUCAGUAUCUCGAUGACGACCAUCUUUCCUUUCGACAGAUUGGUAGAGCCCGCAGUGACACUCAUCCGCUUCACACUUGCGCCUUCUCAAUGGACACGGAGCAUGUUCGUUACGAAGGCCUCUGGGCGACAGUCUCCACCAUCGCACGCCUUUCCUUCAUGCUAGACGAGAGAAAACGUCGGGUCGCCCACGACCGGGAGGACGGGGAGGAGAGCAUGAUAAAGCGCCUCCGCAUCACUCAUCACUUUCAAGAGUAUUUACGUCAUGUCUCAGAACCGCGUUCCAAUGCUAAGCGCGCUGCGUUGCAAGUCCUUGCCUUCAUGGUCCAAGAGGGUCCGCUCGAUGAAGAGGACCUCCAGUCACUGCUCGAGAAGCUCACAUCCUGCAUUUCAGACGAGAACCCGGUGCACUCCUCUUGGGCCAUGAUAGGGUUGGCUACGGCCGCUUUCCAACAAACGUCAAAAGCAGCUUCCCUGCUCCCCUUCUGGAUAUCUGCUUGGCAUAGCGCAUCUCGUGCCAUCACAUCACUCUCCACGUCUCGCACGGCUUGUCAUUUGAUGGACAUGCUCUUGAAGUUGAGAAUCGUUCCGUUCUCGGCAGUCUCGGAAGCAGUACAGAACAUGUUGUUGUCGAUAGAGCUCAGUGGCCCGGCAUUACUCGCAGAGACCAGCUCAUCCUUGCUAAGCACGCUUAUCCACGAGAGGAUCACCGAAAAUCCAACUCACUACAAUCAAAGUGCUGAUAGAGUACUUAACUGGCUCCUCAGCAGAUGGACUCCAAGCCUCUGGCUGGAGCGGACCUAUGCGGCGCUUAAUUCGCAUCACUGCAGCGCUCGUGAUGUGCUACGAGUGCUUUAUGCCUGCCUCGACCGUCCAUUCAAUCCACUAGAUGCAGCGCCUUUCAAGGUCCUUGGCCCGAUCGCCCAAGCCCGCAUGCGCGUGGCCCCGUACCGGGAACUUGGGCAAUACCUGCUUCUCCUUACUGAUCAAGACGAGUUCCGGAUCGCAAUGGAUUCAACAUCCAACAGCGUUGAGUCUUCAUCCUCAACUCGCCACUCAGCUCACCUUGAGAACAGAAUAAUGGACUUCUGUUUAUCUGAGCUGGAAAAGACGCGGCAACGUUGGAAGGAAUGGUCACAGCAGAACCCACAGGGUAUCACAUCCGACAUGAUGCGGGUUAUUACCAACUUCUGCGUUGUGGCUCUAGCCCUGAGUUCCCUGGCCGAUGUGGAUGGCCAUCGCGCCUCUGAGUUGGAGACCGCGGCCGACAGCCUCGUCCAGUCAUUUGUGCAAAUUCUGACGAGGCACCAGACCGAACAAUACAAGGUGGAUGCAGUCCUUCAGGUCUGCGCCCAGAGUCUUCCGGACGUUUGUCGCAUUGGCCGGUUGUCUCGAGGAGUAUUCAAGGAAACAGGCACACUUUUCAUCGCCAAUCACAUGUCAAGAGCCCUAGGAGAUAGAAAGGAGAUCAAACAGUCCUUCUACGCUGAGGAAGAUGAUUUCAUGGAUAUCGACGACGGACCAAACUCACAGAUGACAGCGGGCGCAUCCAGUUCGGAUGUCGAAGUACCACGUCACAACAUCCAAGCAGCAACCGAGGCUGCGGCGCUACGGACAUCUUGCUCGACUUACCUUCACCUCAUCUCCUGCAUAGCCGACACCACCGACGAGGAGCACGAUCAGAUCCCUACCGAAUUCGUCGAAUAUUUAGUAUCGAUUCAUGAAGCCGACCUGCUCCGAUCGCGGCAGCUAGUCCAGGCGCUGCUGUCCUGUGGCUUCCACCUAUCGCGGACUGACUGCUUAAGAUUGGUCGAACGCCUAAGUGACAGUCUCAUCGAUCCACGAGCUCGGGAGUACAACACGUCUGAGGUUGCAAACGGCAUGAUGCUAGACGUCCUGAUCGGCACUACGCUGGUCUGGAGCUUUGAUUCCACAGACCGUCAAGCACAAGACCUGUAUGAGAACGUCGAAGCCCUAUACGUCUAUUAUGCCAAAGAAAUGGAGAAGGGCGGGGUAAGGAGAUCUCCAGGGCUUCAGAUGUCUGUUGCGAGCUUUCUACAUGGACUUCUUAGGCAUCAUCCGGACUUCGGCCAGAACCGCAAGGUGCCAUCAGUGCGAACCAGCCUCUUCGAGCUUCUAGCACAGGGCGAAAUGACGGUUAAGUACCAUAUCGCAGAGCGCUUACCUAGCAUUUUCGAAGAUUUUGUUCUGUCAGAGCAUGACAAGAUUCUGCAAGAUGUCGACAGCAGUCUCCCUGGCGAUUACGAGUGGAUCGAGGGUAUCGCUGUACGGUUACUCGUGCUAUCUAAACUCGCGUCGCAGUGGCAUACGCUUCUCCGCCAAUGUGUAUAUAGGAUCUUCGCAACGGCAGGCUCAGUCCCGGGCGCAGCUCAACACGCCAGCCGAUGCAUCUCCCAAGUUGCGGAAGCCAGGCACAUGGGAAAUCCGCAAAGCUUGUUUCGGCUCUUCGCUCCUCAGAUCAUCUUCACUUGGCUAGACCGGAAGCGCACCUUUUCCGAGAUACCGUACACAUCAUUUGGCUACACGUCACUUAUUGAUCUUCUGCGCGACAUUGAAUCUGAAGCCGUCGGUCAAGCCAUCAUGCUGGGGCUGAAGGACGAGCUAGACUAUCUUGCGAAGCAACUCGGCAUGAAGACCGCCGAAGCGCUCGCUAGAAAUAUGAGCAAGGCCGGUGCCUAUACGAUCUCCUGGGACACUUGCAGAGGAUUCGCCCGUAACAAGUCGGAAGCCAGCAAUGCCAAUCUGCUCCGCGACCUGGUUGGACAGGAGCAGUAUAUUCACCUGAUCCGCCAGCAUUUUCCGCAAGUGCUCGGGUACAUAUUCCAAACGAUCGAUCAUGAAGAGAAGGUGAAUAAGCAGCUCGAGAGGCGACCAGCUUUCAACGGAACAGCCAAAGCGCUCGCAGAAAUGAAUACUAUCAGCCACUCCACCUUGGACCUCAGCAUUGGCAUAGAGCCCUCGUUCUCGGCAUAUUAUCUUUUCGAUCAGCUAGAACGCCUAUGCCGUCGAACAGCAGACAAUCCUGUUAGCCUCUGGACACCUAGCAUUUAUGCCUUUGUUAUGCGCAUGCUUCUCGAUCGGAUCCAUCCGGCUCUUGGCUCACUCUAUGCUCGAUCCAUCAUUCGCAAGAUCAGGAUUCUCGUUGCUCUGGCUGGGCCGGUCGCCUAUGAGGGCUACCCUCUCCAAAUGACGCUGCAAUCGUUGCGACCGUUUCUCACAGACACCCAGUGUGCCGAAGGCACAGUGGGCAUAAUGCAGUAUCUGUUUGAGCACGGAGCCCAGUACUUGCGCGGUCAGCUCGGGUUUGUGGCUGGCAUCGGUCUCUCUGUUCUCAUCUCCAUUCGCGUCUUCCUUGGAUCAUCGCAAGAGAGUACAACUCAGCAGUCACAGUAUACCGCGACCAUGAAUACAGCGACCAGGUUCCACGCUUGGUUUACCGAGUACCUCAGAUCCUAUGCUGAAGAACUAUCUGGAAACGAACGGAGUUCGUCCAUCAAAGCUUUCAAGCUCAUUACGAUGGCUGCCUCUCAGGUCCGUACCGAAGGUAACUCGGUUCGUGGCAGCGAGGAAAGUAAAUUGCUUCUGGAGAUCUUAGAUGACGUCCGUUCGGGUCGGAAGCUCCUCAACAACACUUCCCGGGAAGUAGCGCUCAAUCUGCUUUGCCAGAAUUUCCAACCAGCUCUAUCAGCACGCGAUGAUGUACUCGGUUCCGACUCUGAAGCCGCUGAUUUCGCGCCCCACGUCUGGGAUUCGUGUAAACGAAACAACGUUGGUGACGGCUAUCUCCUAUGGGCAGCCAGGGUCCUAGGCCGUGCCUUCAGUGCUUACGGUGAAGUAAGGCGCAGCAUGGCUCAUGAUCGUCCGUGGUAUUCGCAGAGCCCGGGUCCCAAAGACUCCGUUGGUAAAGCGUCACGGGAAGCCAUUGUCAAAGAAGUCAUAGAUCUGUUCUACAGCGAUGACCGUAGCGAAGUCAGCCUCGCGGAAGGAGCAGUUCGACUUGUUAUCUCGCGUCUGUCCGACGCCGAUACCAGAUACGAGGCGGAAAUGCAGAAGGCCCUCCCAGCAGCUAUUGCGCAAGCGCUAGACUUACCCGUUCCUGCAGAUACGGAGCCGAAGCAACCACAUCCGACGGAAUCGGUGGAGCGCAACGCAGCCCCCACGAACAGCAAGACUGUGUCUGCAUGGAUUAGGGAUCUCGCCGUUUCCCUAUGCGAAGUGGCGUCUCGGGAUCCGAUCCUAGGUGCGCUAUCCAAGCUCCUACUAGGGAUCAACCAUAUGGCGGAACGAUUGUUCCCAUAUAUCCUUCACCUCGUUCUUCUCGACGAGUUCGACGGCAAACGCACCGUCAGGGAAACCAUAUCGGAGGCAUCGAUGGCUUGGUUUUCCGAGCAUGACUCCAGCCGGGUUCCGCAUGUGCGCAUCCUCAUACAGGCGAUUCUCUACCUUCGCAGCCAGCCGGUUCCGAAAGAGGUCACCAGGGUCGGCCGCGAUCGGUGGCUAGAGAUUGACUAUCUCAAAGCAUCGCAAGCAGCAACCGUGUGUGGGAUGUAUCGAAGCGCUUUACUGUUCGCAGAAACUUCUUCUGGUCAGCCAAUUAUCAAGCCAAGCUCAAGAAGAUCGUCCGUUAUGGUCGACCCCCCGAAGCUGCCGAUCGACUUGCAACUCUCAAUCUACAAGAAUCUAGAUGAGCCAGAUUCAUUUUACGGCGUCGACAGAGGAGCCAGUUUGUCGUCAGUGAUAGAUCGUCUAGAUUACGAGAGUAAUGGGAUCAAGAGCCUGCUCUUCCGUGGUGCGAGGCUGGAUAGCCAGAUUCGCCGGUCAGAUGCGCUAGAGUCAUCCGACUCUCGUGGCAUGGUAAAGAGUCUCAUCACGCUAAACAUGAACAGCGUUACGCACUCAUUGCUUUCCAGCGACCAGUUUCGCGACAUUGGAGAUGAUGUGGUUGACAACACACUCCAUACAGCCCGGAAGCUUGGGCAAUGGGAUAUCAAGGCGCCGGAAACGAAUCACACCGAGUCAAGCACGCUGUUCAAGGCAUUCCAAGGGUUACAUUACGCCACGGACAUAACCAGCGCUAGGAGGAAUUUCGACCGUCAGCUUCUCGCAACCAUGAACUACCUGUCUGGCAGGGAUAGUUCUGCCACAUCGACGAAGGCACGCUUGCGAACGCUGGCGGCGUUGACCGAAGCCGAUGAAGUCAUCAGUACCGCUCGCCCAGAAUACUUGCUCGAUGUCUGGGACCGCAUGAAGGGACGAGAGAAGUGGAUGCAGGCCGGCGAGUUCGAAGACGUGCGCCAGCUCUUAUCGUGCCGCGAGACGCUGUUCAGUGUACUUAGUGCAAACGGUCCCUUACUUGAGUCGUUACAUGCCAGGACUGGAACCAUUCGUGGCAUGGAGGUCGAAGCACUCGUCAACUCGUCCACAAUAUCCAGAAGACAUGACGCGCUGCAGGAGUCUCUUGCGAGCGUCACUUACCUUUCAGACAUCGUGCGACCAUGCAGAUCCGUCGGGCUUGAUAUCGAGGCUAUCGCACAACACGAAGUGGCUAACGUACUUUGGGACCAAGGCGAGGUGGAAACUUCCAUUCGCAUGCGCCAGCAUCUCAUUGAUCAUGCCGACUUCGACUCUCAGAACACGGAAAUUAGCUUGCCCGUCUUAUUAGCGAAACUAGGCCAUCACCUUGCCGAGGUCCGGCUAGCGAAACCCGACAGUAUCAUUCAGGAAUAUCUUGGGCCAGCCAUCCGAGAGCUAAGGGGCCAGACGCAAGGCCCCGGACCAGGCCAGGUUUUUCAUGAAUUCGCGCUGUUCUGCGACAAGCAACUGCAAAGCCCCGAAGCUGCCGAAGAUAUGGAGCGCAUCAAGACGGUCAUGGACCGAAAGCUCCAAGAGUAUCACGACUUUGUAAAACUGUCUACCACAGACAAGAGCAAAAGCAUGCGCGAGACGUACAAACGGAAUGCUCAUCGGGCAAAGAACUGGUACAACCUGGACCACGCGGAGUACGAGAGGUUACGCAAAGGCCGUGAACAGUUCUUACGACAGUGCUUGGAGAAUUACCUACUCUCAUUGCACGCAAGCGAUGAGUAUAACAACGACGCUCUCCGAGUGUUUGCUCUAUGGCUCGAAUAUUCCGACAUGCCUUUGGCGAACGAGGCCGUCAAGCUCAACAUCGAUCGCGUCCCCAGCGGCAAGUUUGCGCUCUUGAUGAACCAACUGUCGUCACGAUUACAAUACGAAGAAACGGACUUUCAGAAGCUUCUGUUCAAGCUCGUAUACCGUAUCUGCAAAGACCAUCCGUAUCACGGCAUGCACCAGAUCUUCGCCAUUCAGACCAAGGUCGGCAACAUCUCUAGGGAGGAUGUCGUCCGAUCCAAGGAUGAAUCCGCCAAGUCUCGUCAAAAGGUCGCUGGCCACAUCGCAGGGUUGCUUGCCAAAGAUCAGCGAGCAAGAUCGUUUUGGAGCGUUAUCUAUAGAUCGAACGAGAUUUACCACACGCUCGCCAUGUUCAAAGACGAGAAGGACAAUAGGCAGGGCAGAGAGAUUCCGCUCGACAGAUAUAAUGAGUCGAAGGCUUUGGUGCAGAAGAUUCCGGCGCUGCACGUUCCGCCUGCUACGCUUCAGAUCGAAGUUAGAGCGAACAUGGACUACAAUGACUUGCCUAAGAUCCAGAGCUUCAAGUCGAGGAUGAGCAUUGCGAACGGACUGAGUGCGCCAAAGGUCAUCACAGCAAUUGGCACGGACGGCAAGCCAUACAAGCAAUUGUUUAAAUCCGGCAACGAUGACCUCCGUCAGGACGCAAUCAUGGAGCAAGUCUUCGACCAGGUUUCCCGCCUCUUAAAGAACCACACCGCGACGCGCCUACGCAACCUCGGCAUCCGAACCUACAAAGUCCUCCCUCUAUCAACUCGCUCUGGCCUCAUGGAAUUCGUCCAAGACACCAUUCCCCUGCAUCAAUGGGUCAUGCCCGCUCACGAAAAGUACUACCCAAACGACUACAAGCCCGACAGAUGCAGAAAAGAGAUCGGCGCCUGUCAGCAAGACUCCCUCCAAACGCGCGUCAAAGUCUGGCAGAAAAUCGCUGACAAUUUUCAUCCCGUGCUCCGCUACUUCCUCCUCGAGCGCUUCGAAGACCCUGAUGAGUGGUUUGAGCGGCGUCUUGCGUAUACGCGCUCCACAGCCGCGAUCUCCAUCCUUGGCCAUGUGCUCGGACUGGGUGAUCGCCACUGCCACAACAUUUUGCUCGAUGAGAAGAGCGGAGAAGUCGUGCACAUCGAUCUCGGCGUGAGUUUCGAAGCCGGCCGCGUGCUGCCCGUGCCGGAGGUCGUUCCAUUCAGACUAACGCGCGACCUCGUCGACGCCAUGGGCUACACCAAAACAGAAGGCGUCUUCCGUCGCUGUUGCGAAUUCACUAUGGACACCCUGCGCGAGGAACGCGAGUCCAUCAUGACGCUGCUCAAUGUGCUUCGCUACGAUCCGCUCGUCAAUUGGAGCGUCACCCCGACGAAAGCGAAGCGCAUGCAGGAGGGGCAAGAGACCAAUGCGCAGAAUGGUGCUAGAGCGGGGACCGUUGCGCCGGGAGGUACGCCGGCGCCGCCGGGCGCGGGCGUCGUGCCAGACCAGGAAGUACAGGAGAGUAAUCGCAAGAGGGAGGAACAGGCAGGGGAGGCGGGCAGGGCGCUUAGUGUGGUGGAGAAGAAGUUGAGCAAGACGUUGAGCACGAAGGCGACGGUCAACGAGCUGAUUCAGGCGGCGACGGAUGAGCGUAAUUUGGCGGUGCUGUAUAUGGGGUGGGCGAGCUAUGCGUAGCGUAGUGCGGCAUAGAGAAUUUACGAAGGUAUAGCUUUCAUAGUGAGUCUUUGUCUAGUCCCAUGGGUUUAGGGGUUGGGACGGCGUAUAUAGAAAAAAGAGAUGUACUUUGUUUUCAGAA
This is a messenger RNA of Trematosphaeria pertusa, 9186 nucleotides long. RefSeq lists its product as uncharacterized. The record is from RefSeq and is a predicted model, not a curated record. Gene Ontology annotation, molecular function: protein binding; protein serine/threonine kinase activity. The coding region runs from base 183 to 9065 and encodes 2960 amino acids. The transcript is spliced from 7 exons. Lineage: Eukaryota; Fungi; Ascomycota; Dothideomycetes; Pleosporales; Trematosphaeriaceae. Gene Ontology annotation, biological process: DNA repair.